GGCCGGCAAGGCCGUUGGGCGGGGGCCUGGCCGGUGCUCCGCAGCUGUCUGUGACACCUGGAGCCCGCGGGCCGCUUCGGCCCCCAGAGAGCCCGGCAUGGUACGCGCGGGCGCCGUGGGGUCGCAUCUCCCUGCGUCCGGCUUGGACAUCUUUGGGGAUCUGAGGAAGAUGAACAAGCGCCAGCUCUAUUACCAGGUCUUAAACUUUGCCAUGAUUGUGUCCUCUGCGCUCAUGAUCUGGAAGGGCCUGAUCGUCCUCACUGGCAGCGAGAGUCCCAUCGUGGUGGUGCUGAGUGGCAGCAUGGAGCCAGCCUUUCACAGGGGCGACCUUCUGUUCCUAACAAAUUUCCGAGAAGACCCGAUUAGAGCUGGUGAAAUCGUUGUUUUUAAAGUCGAAGGCCGAGACAUUCCAAUAGUUCACAGAGUAAUCAAAGUUCAUGAAAAAGAUAAUGGAGACAUCAAAUUUCUGACUAAAGGAGAUAAUAAUGAAGUUGACGAUAGAGGCUUGUACAAAGAAGGCCAGAACUGGCUCGAAAAGAAGGAUGUGGUGGGGAGAGCCAGAGGGUUUUUACCAUAUGUUGGUAUGGUCACCAUAAUAAUGAACGACUAUCCAAAAUUCAAGUACGCUCUUUUGGCUGUAAUGGGUGCAUAUGUGUUACUAAAACGUGAAUCCUAAAAUGAAAGGCAAUUCCUGGGACCAGACAGAAAUAAAUUCUGUUGAAAAAGAGAAAAGCUAAUAUAUUUGAAAUGUUCCACUUUCUGUAUAAAAGGAAACAAUGUGGAGACGUUUUUGUCUUGUUUGAAUAAACGAUUCAUCAGUGAA
This is a messenger RNA of Mesoplodon densirostris (Blainville's beaked whale), 823 nucleotides long. It is a transcript of the gene SEC11C, whose product is annotated as SEC11 homolog C, signal peptidase complex subunit. The record is from RefSeq and is a predicted model, not a curated record. NCBI's taxonomy places the organism in Eukaryota, Metazoa, Chordata, Mammalia, Artiodactyla, Ziphiidae. The coding region runs from base 98 to 676 and encodes 192 amino acids. The transcript has 6 exons. Gene Ontology annotation, cellular component: membrane; signal peptidase complex. Gene Ontology annotation, molecular function: serine-type endopeptidase activity.